Solea senegalensis (Senegalese sole) is the source of this 1293-nucleotide messenger RNA. It is a transcript of the gene rtca, whose product is annotated as RNA 3'-terminal phosphate cyclase. Gene Ontology annotation, biological process: RNA processing. The record is from RefSeq and is a predicted model, not a curated record. The transcript has 11 exons. The coding region runs from base 117 to 1229 and encodes 370 amino acids. Gene Ontology annotation, molecular function: RNA-3'-phosphate cyclase activity. Gene Ontology annotation, cellular component: nucleus. NCBI's taxonomy places the organism in Eukaryota, Metazoa, Chordata, Actinopteri, Pleuronectiformes, Soleidae.
UAUUUUGAAGGUGGCCGGAAGUAGCGUCACCUGAGAAGUUUCAGGCGAAGAAAGUGUAGAAGAAGCUAACGCUAACAUUUGUGUAGAGAAGUCUUGGCUCCGCAUUGUGAGUGAAGAUGGAGCCUGUGUCGGUGUCUGCGCCGGUGCCUGCGUCUUCAGAGCGUAACAUCGACGGCAGCAUUCUGGAGGGAGGUGGACAGAUCCUCAGAGUCGCCGCGGCGCUCAGCUGCAUCAGCGGUUCCGCCAUCAAAAUCACCAAAAUCCGCGCCGGUAGAAGCACACCGGGACUCAGACCACAGCACCUCACCGGCCUGCAGCUCGUCUCAGAUCUGUGUUCUGGUUGUCUUCAGGGAGCCAGCAUCGGCUCCACGGACAUCAUUCUGACUCCAGGAAAGAUCCAGUCUGGAUCCCACACAGCUGACACACAGACAGCAGGGAGUGUUUGUCUCCUGCUGCAGCUCGCUCUCCCCUGUGCUCUGUUUGCUGACUCAUCCUCUCAGUUUUGUCUGAAGGGAGGAACCAACGCUGACAUGGCUCCUCAGAUCGACUACACACUCAAGGUGUUUAAACCCAUUGUGGAGAAGUUUGGCGUCCAUUUUGACUGUGACAUCAGAAUGAGAGGUUACUAUCCCAGAGGAGGUGGUGAGGUUCAGGUGACAGUAAAUCCGGUCAAAGAACUGCAGCCUGUCGUCAUGACAGAGAGAGGAAACAUCGUCAGGAUCCACGGUCGAGCGUUUGUCGCUGGAGUCCUGCCCUACAAAUUGGCUAAAGACAUGGCAGCAGCUGCAGUUCGAACCAUCAGGAAGGAAAUUAAAGAUCUUUACAUCAACAUUCAGUCUCUGCAGGAGAAAGAAAAGGCCUGUGGUAACGGCAACGGAAUCAUAAUCAUCGCAGAAUCUUCCACAGGUUGUUUGUUUGCAGGUUCAGCUCUGGGAAAGAAAGGUGUGUAUGCUGAUAAAAUUGGGAUUGAAGCUGCUGAGAUGUUGUUGAGAAACCUCAGACAAAAUGGCUGCGUGGACGAGUUUUUACAGGACCAGCUCAUCAUCUUCAUGGCGUUGGCAAAUGGAACAUCGCGAAUUCGUACAGCUGCCGUGACACUGCACACGCAGACGGCCAUUCACAUUGCAGAGCAGCUGACAGAGGCAAAGUUCACAAUAACAAAGAGUGAAGAUGAGCAGAGCUUCAUCAUCGAGUGUCAGGGGUCAGGGGUCAGCAACCUGCAGCUGUAGUCACUCACUCACUCAAUCACUCACUCACUCACUCAGGGGGUAAAAAAAAUAAAUGUUUCAACCU